Messenger RNA from Colletotrichum graminicola M1.001, 573 nucleotides. RefSeq lists its product as uncharacterized. NCBI's taxonomy places the organism in Eukaryota, Fungi, Ascomycota, Sordariomycetes, Glomerellales, Glomerellaceae. The record is from RefSeq and is a predicted model, not a curated record. The coding region runs from base 1 to 573 and encodes 190 amino acids. The transcript is spliced from 4 exons.
AUGAAGACCUUCACCACCAUCGUCCUCGCCGCGGCGGCCGCCACCACGGGCGUCAUGUCCGCCGCCAUCGGCAGCAGCCCUCACGCCGUGGUCAACCCCGACUCCGGCGCGAGCUUCAAGCUCGCCGACAGCGUCGUAAACUCGGCCGCCCUCGACCGCUUCCAGAACGCCCAGAUCGUCCACGCCAGCGUCAACUUGAAAGCCCGCCAGAUUCUCGAGACCGACCCGGACAGCAACGUGACCACCCCCGACAACGUCUUCGUGCUUCAGUGCACCGACCCUGGCUUCCGCGGUAACUGUCUCGUUUUCGGCUCGCCCCCGGGCCAGUGUGUCUCCUACUUCAACUUCGACAGCCCCAACUCCACCGACAUCAGCGACAUUUUCAACAACCAAGUCGCCUCCCUGUCCACCAACACCGGCGGCGCGUGCCAAUUCUACAAGCACGAUGGCUGCGACGACAAGGGCGACGACCCCGGUCUCAGCUCCGACUACAACUACAACCUCGCCGUUUCCCUCCUGGAGGACCCCCGCACUGUCGAGUACGAUAACGCCAUCACCUCCUGGAGGUGCUGA